AAAAUAGUUGUUUUAAUGGUUAUAGAGUCAGAUGAGAUAGAUACUGCAUAAUAAAUUCCAUUUGGGAUUAAUAAAGUAUUAUUGAAUUUAAUUAGUGAGUCAUCUCUGUGAUCUGCUCUAAAAUGAUCCUAUUACAUCACGGUAGGUAAUGAAGGUUCUGAAACAGUUCAGAUCUUUGAAUUUCUCCCAGAGCUUUGAUUAUUUGGUUGAUGAACAGGAGGCCCAGAGUGACUCUGGAGGAGCUGCAGAGAUCCACAGCUCAGGAGGGAGGAUGUGUUACAGAUAGAACCAUCAGAGAGAUGAAAAGGUUUAAAUCUAACCUGUUUUCAGGAAACUAUCAGCUGAUUUUUCCAUUUGAACCAAUCCUAGCGGCUCCUGGAGAUGAUGUCAUCCUUCCAUGUCGGGUGGAUCCUUACUGGAACGCCAUGGAGAAGACGGUGGAGUGGUCCAGACCGGACCUGAAGGCCUCAGACCCACAGAAGCGUGUGGAGUACGUGUACGUGCACCGGUUCAGGAAGAUGGACAGAGACAUGAUGAUGGAGACGUACAUCCAGAGGACGUCUUUGUCGGAAGGACUGAGACAUGGAGACGUGUCUCUGAGGAUCCACAACGUGAGCUUGGAGGAUAACGGGAGGUUCAGGUGUUUCAUCCCAAGCCUGAGCAGAGAAGACGGUGGAGUGGUCCAGACCAACUACUGAUAUUUAUCUUAGGUCAUAGUUUGUUUUUUAGGAAAGUUUCCUUCAGAGAUCUGAUAAUGAUCCAUGUAGAGGAUCAUUUUAAUUUGUGUUUUAUGGUUUUGAGAAACUGUUGGUUGUUCUCCUCUGUUUAUCAUUUUAUUUCUUGUCAGUUACUGUGUUUCCUUUCUGCUGCUACAAAGGGAACCUCUACAUAAAACUAGGA
Messenger RNA from Cyprinodon variegatus (sheepshead minnow), 900 nucleotides. RefSeq names its product myelin-oligodendrocyte glycoprotein-like. The record is from RefSeq and is a predicted model, not a curated record. The coding region runs from base 210 to 698 and encodes 162 amino acids. The transcript has a single exon. Lineage: Eukaryota; Metazoa; Chordata; Actinopteri; Cyprinodontiformes; Cyprinodontidae.